AUGGUUGUGGAGGUGGUCGGUCAGGGUGGCGGAAGCCCCCUGGGCUGUCGGAAGCCCCCUGGGCUGUUGGCACAACACGCUGAAAAGCCAGUGGCUGUGUCCUGGGUCAUGAAACUUAAUCCACAGCAAGCUCCAUUAUAUGGCGAUUGUGUAGUUACCGUGUUGCUGGCUGAAGAGGACAAAGUUGAGGAUGAUGUAGUUUUCUACUUGGUAUUUUCGGGUUCCACCCUCCAUCACUGCACAAGUACUCGGAAGGUCAGUGCUGAUACGCUGGAGACCAUUGCUCCUGGUCACGACUGCUGUGAGACCGUGAAGGUGCUACUCUGUGCUUCCAAGGAGGGCCUCCCCGUGUUCGUGGUGGCUGAAGAAGACUUCCAGUUCAUCCAGGACGAGGCAUACGAUGCAGCCCAGUUCCUGGCUACCAGUGCUGGGAAUCAGCAGGCUCUGAACUUCACCCGUUUUCUUGACCGGUCGGGACCCCCGGCUGUGGAUGUGAAUACCCUUGAUGAGAAGGUUGCCCUGGCAUUCAGACACCUGAAGCUGCCGGCAGAGUGGAAUGUGUUGGGAACAGAUCAGACUUUGCAUGAUGGCGGCCCCCGAGAGACAUUGAUGCAUUUUGCCGUGCGGCUGGGGCUGCUGAGGUUGACGUGGUUCCUGUUGCAGAAGCCAGGUGGCCGAGGGGCUCUCAGCAUCCACAACCAGGAAGGAGCGACACCUGUGAGCUUGGCCUUGGAGCGGGGUUAUCACAAGCUGCACCAGCUUCUAACCGAAGAGAAUGCUGGGGAACCAGACUCCUGGAGCAGUUUAUCCUAUGAAAUCCCGUAUGGAGACUGUUCUGUGCGACAUCAUCGAGAGUUGGACGUCUAUACUUUAACCUCUGAGUCCGAAUCACAUCAUGAAGCCCCAUUUCCUGGAGACCGUUGCACUGGACAUAUUUUUAAACUUAUGAACAUCCAACAGCAGCUAAUGAAAACAAACCUUAAGCAGAUGGACAAUCCUGUGCCCUUAAUGGUGGCAGCACAGGAUCCUUCAAGUCUGCCCAGUGCCCAAGACCCAGAUGGCCAGUUUCUUGGCUGCACAUCGGAUCCUGGGGACGGCCAGCCACGCUCGUCUCUUCCGGGAGACCCUGAGCACCCUCCGUGCGGCCAUGGGAGCACUGUGGGGGGGAUGGAAAGUUCCUCCAAUUUGUCAGGUGUGGCUGAGGAAGAGAAUACAGACUGUUCCUGUGAGAAGGGAACUAAAGGUGUGGGGAGAGCCGGGGAAGAGGCGGAGCCAUCACUGACUGCAGACUGUGGAACGGUGUCUGAUCCCAGCAGCUGCCUGGGGAGCACGCCUGCUUGUGGAGGAGAGGGCACAGGAGACUUUCUAUCCUGUGGAAUCAGAAAUGGAGAAACUGGAACAAAAUCUUCUGCAUGGGCCCCAGAGCAGGAGUCUCCAAGCCCUGGAGACAGUGUUCUGCGGGGAGACGUGGGCAUGCAGCUGGGCACCGCUCCCACUCCGCAUUUCUUUGGAGGUGACCUGGCAGUCAGCAUCCCAGUGACUGCAGGGGAGACAGAAUGUGGUCUCCUGAGCUCGGACGCCGCCAUCCAGAAGGACGUGCUUGAGGUAAGGGAAGAUACAAAGGAAAAGUUUGAGAACUCGAGUGUCAGCACAGCUGGAGUCUCUGAUGUAAAAGUCACAAGACAGCCUGCAGAUAAAGCCGCUGUUCCAAGCUGUGUCUCUGCCCCCGGCUCCCUGGAUGGUAACAAACCUGCUGAGUCUUUGCUUGCGUCUAGCAAGGAAGAAGCCUGCCCUGUGAAAACUGCAGAAACAGAAGCUUCAGGAAGUUGUGAAGGGGGUGCUGGGGCUCCUGUGGAUCAGAGCUCCCUGGUAGCUCCAGCUGCUGCAGGAGACACGGCUUCCGGCGGGCUCGAUCCUUCUGCUCCCUGGGCAGAUACAAGUGAGGCAGUGCCACCCUCUGCUCUGACCUCUUCCGGGCCCCGAAAAGAUGCGCCAACCCAGAAACCAGAACCUGAUUCGUCUCCCAUUCAGAGCUGUUCUACAGCCGGAGGGGACACUGUGUGUGCCACCCCUGCCUGUGGGCAGAGCACAGGGACUUCUGGUGGCGUGCUGGCCGCAGGACACUGUGAUGGCCUAGGUACCCGGCCUGAGAGCAGCGGCCCGGGACUGCCCCCCACACAGCAUCCCCCCCUGGCCUUCUGCUGUGCAGGUCCACAGGCUCACACAGCUACCCCUGGCCCUCUAAGAUUAGACACCCAGGAACAGGUGGAAUUUUGUCUUCUCGAAGUUUCGGAUACAAAGGGCCAGGGAAAAGAUUUGAACCUAGGAACAGCUUUAACAAAUAUGCUUGAGGUGCCUCCACAGGCAGCUGUCCCCAAAGCCGAGAAAGAAGUGGUGCCGGACCAGGCAGUGACAUCAGACGAGACUUCUCUGGCAAGCAGUCCAGGCAGUGAAUCAGUAACCACAGAUGACACACUUUCUCUUGUCCCCUCCCAGAAAGAAAAGGGAACAGCAACGCCCGAACUACACACGGCUGCAGAUAGUAGAGAUGGCCCAGGCAGAGAUUCGAGCGAUCCUGAUAAGCAGCCAUUAGAAGACGGUGCCACGGGCCUAUCUGCGCCCUCCGCUGCUCUCCGUCUUCAGCCCAGCAUGGGGAAUACCAGUCCCAUGGGACUUGGUGGGGAACAUGGGGGUCCCUGCCUCUCAGCAGCCCCUGAAGUCCUGGAUAUCGAGGGGGGCGCUGACUCUUCUCUGCUGCGUGCGGGGAAGGCCACUGUGGCCUCCGAUUCCAUUCUGACUGAACAAGGAAAAAAUCGGGUGGUUCCAGAAUGCUCUGAAGCUCAGGGACAAGAUGGCAGGGAUAAAGAAGUGACUUGUUCCUCUGUUAAGGAAGACACUCGUUCCUCAGGAACAUUACAGGAAGAGCAGAGAACACCACCUCCUGGGCAGGAGGCACUGCGAUUCUGUGGAGAGCCUAGCUUAGCCGCCUGUGCUGAGGACCGAGCACUUGAGCGCCGUAAUUCACCGGGCACACCCUCGGCCUGUCUGAACGCAGAAACUAAGCCUAACAAGGAAGUGGCCCCACCAGUCUCGCUGCUGACUGAAGGUGGGGCUGCACAGAGCCUGGUGCCACUGGGAGCAAGUCUGGCUGCAGGCCCACGCCAGGAAGCCUUGGGUGCAGAGCAGAGCAGCUCAACUCCGUUGCCAGGUCUGUUACCAGAUGGGUCAGAGGCUCUUCCUGGCAGUCGAUCUUCUGCUCUGGAUGUUGGAGUGCAAAACCCUGAAUCCCAAGGUAAAAACACUGCUGGUGAGGUGAGCGGAAGUGUGGGGUUGGAUGUUGCCGUGGUUAGUGCUUUACAGGAUACUGUUGGGGCCAGAACAAAGGCUGUAUCACACAACACCCAAGACCUCCCGAUUUCCAAAGUCUUGAGCCAGGAGAAGAUUAUGAUCCUGGGUUUGCCAGGAACUUUAGCAGACAAAGGAGUGACUGACCUACAGGGUACUGCAGCUCCAGAGAUGGUACCUCUCGGUUGGAAGGAAGCAGCCCACAGCUGUGGCGUGGCCGACUCCAGGGAGCAGCAGGUGGAUGCUGACGCACAUCGAGUCCCACAGCAGCCUCUUGCCAAAGAGCUCCUCACCGAGACCGGACUCUCAAGCAGUGGUGACCAGUCCCCAGACAGGGCAAGGGGCACUCCCCCUCUACCUUGUGCUGUGUCUCUGCCCGAGAGAGCAGACUCCAUCGAGGAGGCUGCAAGUCGCAUAGUGGAGGCCGUCCUAGACCAAGUCAAGUCCUCAGGAGCACUGAUCACUGGUCUGGGGAUCGGUCACACGUCACUGUCCAAGCCUUCAGAGUCUGGCCCGGUGACUGGGCAGCCAGAGAGCACUUCUGCAGGGAAAGGGAGCACUUUUCUGCCUGGGCGAACCCCACACAUGGGCAGUAUCUCUGAAGAAGCCCCUGGCAACCUUGCAGGGGGUUUGGCUGAAAAGGAGGAGCCCGAGAAGAUGGUUCUGCCCGCUGAAGGAUCUGAGCCAGCAACAGGUCAGUUCGAUUCGUACUUUGAUGCCACCACCUGUCACCAGGUGCAGACAGAGGGCCAGUCUCCAUGCUCACCCCCAGGCUGUGUGGAAAUGCCAGACUUGAAAGCUGCAGACGAAGUGGAUUUUCUGAGUAAUACCAGGGCGAGCUCGGCUUCUGCAGAGGUGGCCAUAGGAGUGGGAGACCCAGCCACCACACCUGACGUGAAGCAAGGCCUGGCGACCCGGGCGGGGAACUUUUUAACAGUAGUAUUUCCCCCCUUUUCUCUUGUCCCAUCACGUGUAGAUGUGGCUGUGUUGCUGCGUUCAGCUUUCAUACACAGCAUGCACCACCCAGCAUGGUUUUGGAACGGGCCCUUCUGCAUGGGUCCCUUGGAGAUUGUAAUGAAAAAGAUUUGCCCUGUGAGCACUGGACUUGAGUUUGUCAUCGUGUUUAACGUGUCGCAAAAUGAGAGUUACCACAAAAAGGGAUCUAGUAACCCUUCUUAA
Molecule: messenger RNA, 4524 nt
Organism: Leptonychotes weddellii (Weddell seal)
Lineage: Eukaryota; Metazoa; Chordata; Mammalia; Carnivora; Phocidae
Source: RefSeq, a predicted model, not a curated record